Molecule: messenger RNA, 2130 nt
Organism: Cryptococcus wingfieldii CBS 7118
Lineage: Eukaryota; Fungi; Basidiomycota; Tremellomycetes; Tremellales; Cryptococcaceae
Product: tryptophan synthase, beta subunit
Exons: 8
Coding region: 1-2130 (709 amino acids)
Biological process (GO): L-tryptophan biosynthetic process
Cellular component (GO): cytoplasm
Molecular function (GO): tryptophan synthase activity
Source: RefSeq, a predicted model, not a curated record
AUGUCUGAACAGAUCAAGAGAGUCUUUGCGGACAAGAAGGAGCAGGACCAGGCUGCUUUCGUCACAUUUUUGACAGCUGGUUUCCCCCAGCGGGACUCUACAGUCCCUCUCAUGCUUGCCCUUGAGGCCGGAGGUGCCGACAUCAUUGAGCUCGGUAUGCCCUUCAGCGACCCUGUCGCUGACGGUCCUGUCAUCCAAAAAGCCAACACUGUUGCUAUCAACAACCACGUCAGCUACGCCGACUGUCUCGAGUAUGUGCGCCAGGCUCGUGAUCAGGGUCUCAAGGCUCCCGUCUUGCUUAUGGGUUACUACAACCCCCUCAUUGCUUAUGGUGAAGAGAAGGCCGUCCAGGAUGCCCUUUCUGCUGGCGCCAACGGUUACAUCAUUGUCGAUCUGCCGCCAGAGGAGGCCAUCAAGUUCCGAAACAUAUGUACCUCUUCCGGUGUUUCUUACAUUCCCUUGAUCGCUCCCUCGACCAGCAUCGACCGAGUCAAGUUCUUGACCUCCAUUGCCGACUCCUUCAUCUACGUCGUCUCCAAGAUGGGUGUCACCGGCUCCUCUUCCGGUGAGGCCAUCUCUGCCUCCCUCCCCGAGCUCGUCAAGCGCAUCCAAACCUUCACCCCCAUCCCCCUCGCCGUCGGUUUCGGUGUCGACAACCGUACCCACUUUGACUUUGUCACUUCUGCCGGUGCCGAUGCUGUUGUUGUUGGAUCCAAGAUCAUCAAGCUUGUCUUUGACCACGCCACCGAUGGACAGGCGGCAAAGGAAGUGGAGGCGUUCUGCAGGGAGAUCACGCUCAAGGACCAAAACCCGCCUGCGUUGAACCGCAAGUCUGCCCUUUCAUCCGCCCCCGCUCCCCCUCUCCCUAUCCCAUCCUCCACUCCCCUCGCCGAGGCCGAGACUAGAGUCACCGCCCCCGGCAAGCUCCCCUCUCGAUUCGGUCUCUUCGGAGGUGCCUACGUCGCCGAGUCGCUCGUAGACUGUUUGGCCGAGCUCGAGGACGCGUACGUCAAGGCGAAGGAUGACCCAGAGUUCUGGAAGGAGUUUGAGAGCAUGUACGGGUACAUGAACAGGCCUAGCGAGCUGUAUCUUGCAGAGAGGUUGACUGAGGAGAUGGGUGGUGCCAAGAUCUGGCUCAAGCGAGAGGACCUCAACCACACUGGUUCUCACAAGAUCAACAAUGCCGUCGGUCAGAUCCUUCUUGCCAAGCGAUUGGGCAAGAAGCGUAUCAUUGCCGAGACUGGUGCUGGCCAGCACGGUGUCGCCACUGCUACCGUGUGUGCCAAGUUUGGCAUGCAAUGCGACAUCUACAUGGGCGCUGAAGACGUCCGUCGACAGGAGCUCAACGUCUUUAGAAUCAAGAUGUUGGGUGGUAACGUCAUCCCCGUCACUUCUGGUACCCAGACUUUGAAGGAUGCCGUCAACGAGGCUAUGAGGGACUGGGUGACAAGACUGGACUCUACGCACUACCUUAUCGGAUCUGCUAUCGGUCCCCAUCCUUUCCCCACCAUUGUGCGAGACUUCCAGAGGGUGAUUGGACGAGAGAUCAAGAGCCAAUUGUAUGAGAAGACGGGCAAGCUGCCGGAUGCUGUGGUGGCAUGUGUUGGUGGUGGUUCCAACGCUAUCGGUACCUUCUUUGACUUUAUCGAGGACGAGAGUGUGAGAUUGGUCGGUGUCGAGGCCGGUGGUGAAGGUAUCGACACUGAGCGUCACUCUGCUACUCUUACAAAGGGUGUCAUGGGUGUCGUCCACGGUGCCGCCUCUUACAUCAUCCAAUCUGCCGACGGCCAGCUCGUCCCAACCCACUCCAUCUCUGCCGGUCUAGACUACAACUCUGUCGGCCCGGAGCACUCUCACCUCAAACACAUCGGCAGGGCCGAGUAUGUCGUUGCGGACGACAUUCAGUGUUUGACGGCGUUCAAGAUGUGUACGCAGUUGGAGGGUAUCAUUCCUGCGCUUGAGAGUUCGCAUGGUCUCUGGGGAGGGUUCCAAUUGGCGAAGAGCUUGCCCAAGGAUCAGGAUGUUGUCAUCUGCUUGAGUGGUAACGGUGCCAAGGAUGUGGCCGAGGUUCUCUUGACCCUCAAGAAGAAGGAGUACGCCGACAAGCUCGACUGGCACGUUGCUCAAUAA